AUGAAGCAAGCAAGAGAGGGAAAGUGCUCAGGAGAGAUUGGUGGUGCAGAAGAGCCUCUUCUUAAUGGGAGGAUUAAAACUUCAGAGAAUUAUUCUCUUGUUUCUGCAAUCUUCCCAUUUCUAUUUCCAGCUCUUGGAGGACUAUUAUAUGGUUAUGAUAUUGGUUCCACAUCCUGUGCUACAAUAUCAAUACAGUCAGCCACAUUAAGUGGGAUUUCAUGGUACAACUUGAAUUCUGUGGACAUUGGGCUCAUUACCAGCGGAUCAUUGUACGGGGCAUUGAUUGGUUCUGUCUUGGCCUUUAAUAUUGCUGACUUUCUAGGGAGAAGAAGAGAGUUGAUUCUAUCUGCUUUCUUGUACCUUGUUGGAGCGCUUGUGACAGCCCUAGCACCUGCCUUUGCUGUUAUGGUGGUUGGGCGGUUUGUAUUUGGUAUUGGAAUAGGAUUGGCAAUGCAUGCAGCUCCAAUGUACAUUGCUGAGACAGCUCCAAGUCAGAUACGUGGUCAACUAAUCUCUCUGAAAGAGUUCUUCAUAGUCCUCGGGAUGGUUGCAGGUUAUGGAAUCGGUAGCCUAACAGUUGAUACUGUAGCUGGUUGGCGCUAUAUGUAUGGAGCCAGUACUCCUUUGGCAAUGAUCAUGGGAAUUGGAAUGUGGUGGCUACCAGCAUCACCCAGAUGGCUGCUAUUAUGUGCCAUACAAGGAAAAGGCAGUAUGCAGGAGUUAAGAGAAGCUGCAAUAUGUUGCUUAUGCCGGCUCAGGGGUGAGGCUAUUGGUGACACUGCUUCUAGUAAAGUAGAUGAGAUUCUUGCCGAACUUGCUUUUGUUGGCGAAGAAAAGGAAGUUGCACUAGCAGAAGUUUUCCGAGGAAAAUGCUUGAAAGCCCUCACUAUUGGUGCAGGGCUAGUUUUGUUCCAACAAAUCACAGGUCAACCAAGUGUGCUGUAUUAUGCUGCAUCAAUUCUUCAGAGUGCUGGAUUUUCUGCGGCAUCUGAUGCAACACGGGUCUCAAUCCUUCUUGGUUUAUUAAAGUUAAUCAUGACAGGAAUAGCUGUUCUUGUUGUUGAUAGACUUGGAAGGCGACCUCUGCUACUCGGUGGUGUUUCUGGGAUGGUUAUCUCGUUAUUCCUCCUGGGAUCAUAUUACAUUUUUCUGGAUCAUGCACCAUUUGUUGCUGUAGCUGCACUGCUAUUGUAUGUUGGAUGUUAUCAGUUAUCCUUUGGUCCUAUUAGUUGGCUGAUGAUUUCAGAGAUUUUUCCCUUACGCCUAAGGGGACGGGGGCUCAGUAUAGCAGUGCUUGUGAAUUUUGGUGCAAAUGCACUUGUGACAUUUGCAUUUUCCCCUUUGAAGGCAUGGCUGGGAGCUGGGAUUUUAUUCUAUGUAUUUGGAGUAAUAGCUCUGCUGUCUCUCCUUUUCAUAUUCUUCGUUGUACCAGAGACCAAAGGGCUCACUCUCGAGGAAAUCGAGGCCAAAUGUUUAUAG
Molecule: messenger RNA, 1479 nt
Organism: Dovyalis caffra
Lineage: Eukaryota; Viridiplantae; Streptophyta; Magnoliopsida; Malpighiales; Salicaceae
Source: the annotation of a GenBank genome assembly